UCCAUUCUCUCCUACAGUUUUCAACCCUGCGUUCUCUUAGCGGUUGCCGCUGCCUCCCCGCAUUCCGCUUUUGCAUUCACAUGCGAGGGAGAAACAUCAUUUAGUUAAAAGCUAGGGCCCUCACAGGUUGGAGAAAAGCGGCAGACAGUCGUUAGCUAGGAGCCGAAGAGAUAGAGUAAUUUUUAGAGAGUUAAUCACAAAUGAUUGUUCCUUAAAACGCAGUCAAUCCUUUUUCUUACAUUGAGAACUAACAAAAUUAAAUCCUCGAGUAAAUGAAAAUCUCAGAUUUAAUUUAAAUCUCGUAGUCAAAAGUCCUUAGAAAUCCAAAUUUGCCAUAUUUUCCUUACAAUCCACCAGUCACCAUUUCGCUACUUCACUCCUCCACUCUGGCAGUCAGUAUGGACUAUCCGUACUUGAACCAGCCAACUUUUGACCCAAGUUGUUCACUGGGUGGCAUGGAAUUGCCAAGCUGCCAGUUGCCUUGCUCAUAUGCUGAUUUAGGUUCCUGCAGUCAGAUGACAUCGGCUGCAGCCUAUAGAUAUAGCACAGCAGCUGUUCCCCGAUCAUUUGGAGGUCCAACAGCUGUAGGUCCCCCACCUUGUGGUAUGGUGGCUGCCAGACCACGUCACGAUCAAGGUCCAGUCUCCGUCUUCAGCUCAGCAGGAAUGGCGUUGCAAAGUGGUUUGCCAUACAAAGUAUACACCGGCCAUGAUGGUGUGUUGACGGAAAAAAGAAAGCAAAGACGAAUCCGUACCACCUUCACAAGUUCUCAGCUGAAAGAGCUAGAAAGAGCCUUUCAAGAGACACAUUAUCCAGAUAUCUACACAAGAGAAGAAAUAGCCAUGAAAACCGAUUUAACGGAAGCCAGGGUACAGGUAUGGUUUCAGAACAGGCGAGCCAAGUUCCGCAAGCAAGAGAGAUUGAAUCAGCAAAAACAAGCUCAACAGUCUAGUGGUAAUAGUCAACCUAAUAACAACAGCACAAGCACUUCUAGUACGUCCUCGACUACUAAUAACGGCACAGAUAGUAUAGUAUCGAGCAUGAAAGAAGGGGGUACAGGAACAUCUUCCUGUAUUGCAAAAGACACAAAACCACCCGUCCUUUCGUCCAUGAAUACGGAUACAAAAGCUGUGAAUGGAAAAAUAUCUCCUGCAAUGAAAUGGAGCACAACACAUUGUCCUCAACAAAAACCUGCGGUGGCAGCAAUCAGUCCUCUGUCAUCACUAGCAACAUCUUGUCCGACAUCUUCUUUCCCAGGGGUCUUGGGUUCCGUUCCUUACUCUCUAUCAUCCAUUGAUACCAAACCAGCCCUAGCUUCUAUGUUUUGAUUGUUAGGGGGACAUUGAAAAAGGAAUAAAGUUAUCUUUCACUAUUAUGUGUUGCAUAAAAAGUUUACAGACAUCAGUCCAAUCCAUGUGAGAAUUGAAAAUUUACUAUGAAAUUUUGUAAUUAACAAUUCUCUAGAGACAGCUUGUAUAUAAUAUACAUUUCCUAUAAAGUUACAUCCGAAAUAUGGAAGCACUAUGAGGGUAUCUAGUCAUCGAUGCAGAUAUGAAGGUAGGUUGGUCGGAUGUAUUUAGUCAUUCAUUGAAGUACGAGGGUAUCAAGUUUGAGAGUGGUAAUUAUCAUGAGCUCUGUAAAAUUAUGAACUAUGUUAUCGGGAAGACAUGAUCACAGCUUUCACAGUGUUUGCCAGAAUUAACCUAAUGUUGUUACAAUUAAAAGUGUAUUAAAAUAUGCUAUAAUUUACUGUUUUAUUAAAAGCUUAUAUAUGAAUAGGCAUAAAAAACUAAAAAUAACAGAUUAUGAAUAAAUUUAAAGAAUAAAAAUGAAUCGUACAU
Parasteatoda tepidariorum (common house spider) is the source of this 1841-nucleotide messenger RNA. RefSeq lists its product as uncharacterized. Lineage: Eukaryota; Metazoa; Arthropoda; Arachnida; Araneae; Theridiidae. Gene Ontology annotation, molecular function: RNA polymerase II transcription regulatory region sequence-specific DNA binding; DNA-binding transcription factor activity, RNA polymerase II-specific. The record is from RefSeq and is a predicted model, not a curated record. Gene Ontology annotation, biological process: regulation of transcription by RNA polymerase II.